GUAAUCAAGACAAUCCUACCACAUCAUACUGAUCUAGCUGUUGUUUGACCCUGCGUCAAGAAACUCACUACAAAGAAAUAGAAUGAUGAGAUUCAGAUUUCCACGAUUGAAGAAGACUCAAAUAAUUGUAAUACCGUUCCUGAUAUUGAUGAUUAUCUGGGCCAGACAUCUGAACCUGCAAACAAUCGUUAUCAAUAACGAUUCAGAUCCGUGUUCGAGUAAAGACGGAAGUGAAUUAAUGAAGAAAAUAGAACUACGAACUUUGAGAACAGUCGAAGACCAGUACAAAACCAAACUAAAAAACCUCUCAAAAACAGAGUUAUCAGAAGUAACCAACUAUUACCACCGUGAUGUAUCCUUACAUUGGGAUAGUUCACAUACUCUUCUACCACAAAGUAAACCUGUCCCGGAUAAGACAUGUCUCCGACACCUGGAUCAAACCUUCACAACCUCUGUUAGUGUGGUCAUGUGUAUGAAGAACGAGCUGAUCUACCUUCUCUUACGAACUCUCACUACACUUGUUAAGAGAACGCCACCCCAUUUAUUGAGGGAGAUACUCCUGAUAGACGAUGGAAGUGACACGGACAGUUCAAGCGAGAUAACAGAUUUUAGUUUGAAGAUGGGGAUACCGAUCAAGAUACAAAGGAAUAAUGUGAGUGUUGGAAUUACCAAUUGUAGGAACUCAGCGAUAAGACAGGCAGAGGGGGAGGUGGUGGUGAUAUUAGAUACCCACAUGGAGGUGUCUGAUAUCUGGUUGGAACCACUCCUUGAUAUUCUGCAGGAGAAACCUAGUGCUGUAGCAGUUCCCACUUUAGAUCUUAUCAAUGAAAAGGACUACGAUGCGAAACAUCUGAGAGUUGUAAACGCGUAUGGUAUUGAGAUGAUGAGCGGGUAUUCCUUCUUCAGAUACUACAAAACUGGGCCACCACAACACCACCAAUCUGAGCCCUACCAAUCAGCCUCAAUCCUAGGAGGUGCUCUAGCAGCAUACAAGGCAACAUUCUUGGAAUUCUACCCUCAGGGAGUGUUGGGGGAGUAUUGGGGCACAGAGAACAGCAGACUAGCACUGAGAAUGUGGAUGUGUGGAGAUGGGUUGUGGAUGACACGUUGCUCACAAGUUCUCCACAAUAAUGGUAAUGAUGGAGGAUUACAGAGAUACCUGAAGGAUAGCCCCGAUAUGUGGUUACAUCUCCACUACGAGACACUGGGAGAUGUUGUGAACUUUAUCAGGGAGGAGGAUGACAAGAGGAGGAUGUUACGGAGUGUUUAUCGGGAAGAGGAGCAUGUGGAGAAGGUGCUUAGCGUGUCACGUACAAUACAGGAGCAGUUUAAGUCAACGUGUUCACGUGACUAUGCGUGGUAUCUAAAGAAUGUCCAGCCUCCAGAGUCCAUGCAUUAUGUUCGAAUGAGUUCAAGUGAUUAUUAUCAUCUGAUCGGUGAAGCAGAAUCCGUGUCACAUCCUAACUAUUGUAUCAUAACAGACUACAAUAAAGCUUAUGUAGAUCAGAAGUGUAGAAAGGAUAUGACCCUAGUGUACGACACUCAUCUGCUAGGAUUCUCAGUGACAGGAGAGGUUCAGACUACAGUUCAGACUUUAAAUUGUUGGGAUUGUGGACAGGGAGCCAACAAUGAGACUGCUAUCGGCAUGUACGGGUGCCAUUCUGUUGCUAACCCUGACCUUGAAACUACUUACACUACACAAAACUUCCAGUAUGAUGUUGAUACCAAGCAAAUAAGACAUGUUGAAAGCAAAAGAUGUGUCCAAAUAUUUCCUGACGAUAAGAAGAUUUUACUUGUUUAUUGUACUGGUCGGCCGGAGCAGAAAUGGAUCAUUAAUUUGCCCAGGUGGUAUACGAAACAUUGAAAUUGUUUAAACGAUUUAAGCUCUGAGUGAAAAAU
Molecule: messenger RNA, 1899 nt
Organism: Bolinopsis microptera
Lineage: Eukaryota; Metazoa; Ctenophora; Tentaculata; Lobata; Bolinopsidae
Product: probable N-acetylgalactosaminyltransferase 8
Exons: 1
Coding region: 83-1864 (593 amino acids)
Biological process (GO): protein O-linked glycosylation
Cellular component (GO): Golgi apparatus
Molecular function (GO): polypeptide N-acetylgalactosaminyltransferase activity
Source: RefSeq, a predicted model, not a curated record